Molecule: messenger RNA, 641 nt
Organism: Gracilinanus agilis (Agile Gracile Mouse Opossum)
Lineage: Eukaryota; Metazoa; Chordata; Mammalia; Didelphimorphia; Didelphidae
Gene: LTC4S
Product: leukotriene C4 synthase
Exons: 5
Coding region: 24-476 (150 amino acids)
Biological process (GO): leukotriene biosynthetic process
Cellular component (GO): nuclear envelope; endoplasmic reticulum; membrane
Molecular function (GO): leukotriene-C4 synthase activity; enzyme activator activity; glutathione peroxidase activity
Source: RefSeq, a predicted model, not a curated record
CGCCGCUGCCGUCGUGGGGCAUCAUGGAUGGGCUCCAGGAGGAGGUGGCCCUGUUGGCCACAGUCACCCUCUUCGGGGUCCUGCUCCAAGCCUAUUUCUCCUGGCAGGUGAUCACAGCAAGGAGGAAAUUCAAGGUGUCGCCCCCCGCCACCAGUGGUCCCCCAGAAUUUGAGAGAGUCUUCCGAGCUCAGGUAAACUGCACUGAAUACUUCCCCCUGUUCCUGGCAGUCCUCUGGGUGGCUGGCAUCUUCUUCCAUCAAGGUGUGGCAGCUGCCUGCGGCCUGCUCUACCUGGGUGCCCGUUACAGAUACUUCCAUGGCUAUGCUGUGUCGGCCCAGGGGAGACUGGGCCCCCUGUACUUUGGCGCUCGAAUCCUCUGGCUAUUGGUAGGUCUGUCUGCGCUGGGCCUGGCCUUCCACUUUCUUCCAGACUCCCUGAAGAGCCUCAUCCUGAGGAGGCUCAGAGGCCGGUUGUGAUGGGGUAGGAGGUGGGAUGGGACCCCACAGAGGCAGAGAUGGAGAAUCCUGGUGUGGGAGGUGCCCACCCCACCAGGGAUUGGGGAGCUCUGUGGACAGGGGCACUAUGGGGCAGGGAAUGUGAUGCAGAUGCCCCCGAGGUUUGAAACAGAAUUAAACUUUUAU